AUGGGAUCUUUCAGCGGUUUAGUGAUUGGUCUGAGUUUUGUCUUCGGCUGCAUCUUGAUGGGGCUUUUUCUCGAGCUUUACUACUUGCUAUGGUGGAAGAAGAAAAUGGCGGCGAAUAAUAGUAAUAGUAAUAGUAACAGCAGCAGAAGCACAUCAGAAAUCGAGGAGGGCUUCUCACUCUUCUUCUGUUGGAAUUGGAAAAAACCCAAUUCUUCUUCAAACCCUCAAUUAGGUCAAGAUCAAGAUUUGGAGAUGGGGCCCACGAAGGAAUUAGGGUUAUUAAAAAGCUAUGGCGAAGAAGGGAUCGAAUCGGAGUUGAUGAGAGUUCACAAUCUCUCCGGCCCGCCGAGAUUCCUCUUCACGAUCAAAGAGGAAGAUUUCGAAUCGGAUGCCGACGCGAUAUCAAGAAGCAGUAGGAAAGGGUCGAGAACUAAGAGCCUCGGCGAUGUUUUCGGCGCUGACGUCACGCCGAUGUCAUCGCCGAGUUUUGCGGAUUCUUACCGGAGUGGUAUUAGUAAUCAUGGGUUUAAUGAUAAUCCGUUGUUCGAGUCAAUGUCGGAGGCGGAAGUCAACCGGUUGAGAUCGUCUCCGCCUCCCAAGUUCAAGUUCUUGAAAGAUGCUGAGGAUAAGUUAAUCAGGAGGUUGUUGGUUGAAGAAGCUAUGAGGAAAAGUGGGUUCGAUAACGGCGGAUCGGUUCGAGAUUCCGCCGUUAACGAACCUCCGAGCUCAUGCAUUGAAGAGAAAAGAUGA
Messenger RNA from Erythranthe guttata (spotted monkey flower), 750 nucleotides. RefSeq lists its product as uncharacterized. The record is from RefSeq and is a predicted model, not a curated record. Lineage: Eukaryota; Viridiplantae; Streptophyta; Magnoliopsida; Lamiales; Phrymaceae.